Mycena indigotica is the source of this 315-nucleotide messenger RNA. Its product is annotated as Hydrophobin 2. Lineage: Eukaryota; Fungi; Basidiomycota; Agaricomycetes; Agaricales; Mycenaceae. Gene Ontology annotation, cellular component: fungal-type cell wall. The coding region runs from base 1 to 315 and encodes 104 amino acids. The transcript has 4 exons. Gene Ontology annotation, molecular function: structural constituent of cell wall. The record is from RefSeq and is a predicted model, not a curated record.
AUGAUGCUCUCCAAGCUCCGCAUUGCCGCCCUCUCCGCUAUUUUUACCCUUGCUGCCGCCACCACCGUCAUUCCGGUGGAUCCGCCCACCUCCCCCCAGUGCUGCAAGACGGUCAUCCGCUCAGACGAGUUCAUUGUCACGGAGCUGUUAGCGGACCUCGGCCUUAGUCUGGGCAACAUCACGGUCCCUGUCGGCCUCGGGUGCUCGCCUCUCAGCAUCCUUAACGGAUGCGGCGAUCUCUCCGUUACUUGCGCACCACCAACCGUCAAUCUCCUUAACCUCAUUGUUAUCAACUGCAUCCUAGUUGCGAGUUAG